AUGAAGAGCCCAAACAUGGAGACGUUCAAGCAGCAGGAGGUGGAGGACUUUUAUGACAUCGGGGAGGAGCUGGGGAGCGGCCAGUUCGCCAUCGUGAAGAAGUGCCGGGAGAAGAGCACGGGGCUGGAGUUACGCGGCCAAGUUCAUCAAGAAGCGGCAGAGCCGGGCCAGCCGGCGGGGCGUGUGCCUGGAGGAGAUCCAGCGGGAGGUGAGCAUCCUGCGGCGGGUGCUGCACCCCAACGUCAUCAAGCUGCACGACGUCUUCGAGAACCGCACCGACAUGGUGCUCAUCCUCGAACUGUGA
Messenger RNA from Rangifer tarandus platyrhynchus (Svalbard reindeer), 304 nucleotides. NCBI's taxonomy places the organism in Eukaryota, Metazoa, Chordata, Mammalia, Artiodactyla, Cervidae. The record is from the annotation of a GenBank genome assembly.